AAAGAGAUAGCUUAGGGGAAUGGAUGGAUUACAUUGGAUGGGUGAGGAAAGCUUUUUCUCACAGCAAUGGCAGCCCAAGGGUCUCAUUGAGCCCAAACCUUAAAGGGAUAAUUAUUUUUAAAAAUAGGUGGCGAAUCAUCGUCCACUCCUUUGGUUUCACGGCAACAUAAUAAAACGCUCUGCCUUAAUCCUCAGAUCCAAACGACUCCGUUUUAGAUCUACAAUCUACAAUGUCUUCCUCUUUCAGCGGCGAUGAAACGGCACCCUUCUUCGGCUUCCUCGGCGCUGCUGCUGCCCUCGUCUUCUCCUGUAUGGGAGCUGCAUAUGGAACAGCCAAGAGUGGAGUUGGUGUGGCGUCAAUGGGUGUGAUGAGGCCUGAACUGGUGAUGAAGUCUAUUGUGCCAGUUGUUAUGGCUGGUGUUUUGGGUAUAUAUGGGUUGAUUAUUGCUGUCAUUAUCAGUACUGGAAUUAACCCCAAGGCUAAAUCAUAUUACCUUUUUGAUGGUUAUGCUCAUCUAUCAUCUGGUCUCGCUUGUGGUCUUGCUGGGCUUUCUGCUGGAAUGGCAAUUGGAAUUGUCGGUGAUGCAGGUGUCAGAGCUAAUGCACAGCAACCAAAACUUUUUGUUGGAAUGAUCCUUAUCCUCAUCUUCGCUGAAGCACUUGCCCUUUAUGGUCUUAUUGUUGGCAUCAUUUUGUCUUCUCGAGCUGGCCAGUCCAGAGCAGAAUAAGGAGGGAGUUGCACCGCCUAGUGAUCUUCUCUUUUUGUUGUCACUCCUAAAGACAGAUUUUUUAAUUGUUCUCAGGUCAACGGCACUUGCAGGGUCACAAAACUUGUUGUGGAAGAUACUGCACUGCCAGUCGUUUGGAUACUGCUAUGUGUUUUUCUAGAAGUAGGAUUCAGUUUGUCUGCAUAAUAAAGGUUGGGAAGGUUUCCUCAUUUGGUUUUAUUUGUCUUGUAAUUUGUAGGAAGUUGAAACUGUUAAAUGAAUUGGUGCAUGUAUUAUCUUGAUAGCUAAUCAAUUUUCAGUUCAAGCUUCCAUUAA
Messenger RNA from Mangifera indica (mango), 1043 nucleotides. RefSeq names its product V-type proton ATPase 16 kDa proteolipid subunit-like. The record is from RefSeq and is a predicted model, not a curated record. Lineage: Eukaryota; Viridiplantae; Streptophyta; Magnoliopsida; Sapindales; Anacardiaceae. The coding region runs from base 231 to 728 and encodes 165 amino acids. The transcript is spliced from 3 exons. Gene Ontology annotation, cellular component: proton-transporting V-type ATPase, V0 domain. Gene Ontology annotation, biological process: proton transmembrane transport. Gene Ontology annotation, molecular function: proton-transporting ATPase activity, rotational mechanism.